AUGCCAGUAACCCCACCCCUCGCGACCCAGACGCUGCCUGUUCGUUUGUUUGCCGACUCUGUGCUGGGAUGCAACGAGUACCCCCGGCCCGGUCUCACCGUGGAUGCCGUAAUGGUGACUGGGGAGGAGAGGCCCCAGGUCCUGCUCAUCCGCAGGAAGAACGAUCCUUUCGCCGGAAGCUGGGCCCUCCCAGGCGGAUUUGUGGACGAAGGGGAGGACCUGGGCGCCGCCGCCGCCCGCGAGCUGGAGGAAGAGACGGGGCUGAGCGCGCGCGAGGCGGGGCUCACACAGGUCGGGGCCUUCGGCGAGCCCGGGCGGGACCCCAGGGGCUGGUGCGUCAGCGUGGCCUACGCCGCGCUCCUGCCCGCACAAGCCGAGGUGCUGGGGGCUGACGACGCCGAGGAGGCCCAGGGGUUGGCCCCUGGCGGGUCAUGA
Messenger RNA from Auxenochlorella protothecoides, 435 nucleotides. RefSeq names its product ADP-ribose pyrophosphatase. Bases 1 to 435 code for a protein of 144 amino acids. Gene Ontology annotation, molecular function: hydrolase activity. The record is from RefSeq and is a predicted model, not a curated record. NCBI's taxonomy places the organism in Eukaryota, Viridiplantae, Chlorophyta, Trebouxiophyceae, Chlorellales, Chlorellaceae. The transcript is spliced from 4 exons.